Messenger RNA from Engraulis encrasicolus (European anchovy), 1181 nucleotides. RefSeq names its product eukaryotic translation initiation factor 2-alpha kinase 3-like. Gene Ontology annotation, cellular component: cytoplasm; nucleus. The coding region runs from base 1 to 1113 and encodes 370 amino acids. The transcript has 8 exons. NCBI's taxonomy places the organism in Eukaryota, Metazoa, Chordata, Actinopteri, Clupeiformes, Engraulidae. The record is from RefSeq and is a predicted model, not a curated record. Gene Ontology annotation, molecular function: RNA binding; ATP binding; double-stranded RNA adenosine deaminase activity. Gene Ontology annotation, biological process: protein phosphorylation.
AUGGAUCAUCUUAGCCUACAAGUUAAGAUACUUAAUCAUUUUCAGAGCGCCCCACCGGGUAGCACAUAUACUGCCUUAAGUAUAGCUAAAAGUGUGAGACUUGUAACGGCCAAAGACGUUAACGCGACCUUGUAUCGUCUUGAGAAAGAAGGCCGAUUGUGUCAUUCGGAUGACAAACCACCCAUGUGGUCCCUAAACCAAAAGAAGGAUCCUCAUCCUACCCGGACUCGCCGUGACAGUGGCAGCUCGGCGAAAAGAUUUGAGGAGGACUUUGACUCAGUAAAGCGUAUAGGCAAGGGAGGAUUCGGACGGGUUUUCAAGGCAAGAAAUAAAUGUGAUGAGGCAUAUUAUGCUGUGAAGAUAGUAAAGUCUACAAAGAAAGCUUCACGAGAGGUGAAAACUCUGGCAAAGCUGCAGCACCCACACAUUGUGCGCUACCAUACGUCUUGGAUUGAGAAGACGGCAUACAGACAUGAGGACUCUGACAGUUCCAACACGUCCAUGUCAGGAAGCGACCCUGCCAUGGAGUACCUCUACAUCAAGAUGGAGUGGUGCGAGGGUAACACUCUCGCCACGUGGAUCGAUGAGAAGAACAGACAACAGGACCCACACAGGCGGCAGGCGGCCCAUGCCAUCAUCACGCAGAUUGUGGAUGCAGUAGUCUACAUUCACUCUGAAUUGCACAUCCACCGUGACUUGAAACCUGCAAACAUCAUGUUUGGAAAAGACCGUAAGACCGUCAAGAUAGGCGACUUUGGCCUUGUGACUGUUGCAGACACUGAGGAUGAGGACACAAUGAUGGAGCGGACAAAGUGGACUGGCACAAAGUCUUAUAUGAGCCCCGAACAGAAUCAGUCCAAGUAUGAUCACAAAGUGGACAUCUUUGCUUUGGGGCUCAUCUAUUUCGAGCUCAUUUGGUUCAUGCACACAAAGAGUGAAAAGAGAAAGAUUUGGGAUCGUGUUAGAGGACAGAAUUUUCCAAAGGAAUUCAGUGAUGAGUUUAGCUUUGAACACGAGCUAAUCAAUGAAAUGCUGUGUGAUAAACCUGCGGGCAGGCCUGAUGCCAAAGACCUGGCCCCCAAACUGGAGAAGUUUACAUCCGUCACAGACUAGAAUGGCAAUAUGGAGUCAAGUGUACUUUAUUGUCAAAAAUUUAGACUGGUUAGCACAGAAGUUUGAAA